CUGGCUCUCCACACUCCUGGACUAACGGAGCUGCUCAGGAUAAGGGAGUUUAAAACAGCCUGAGAAUAAAAAACUACCGACCACAUUCAACCACUUUUUUCUCUCUUCUGCCUCUUCCUUCACCUGGACGGCAGAUACAAUUCAGAAUUAGCCAUGGAGGAUCUGGGAAUGCCUGACCCGUCUAACUACCCCCUCAACCCUCGCAUUGUUAUGUUUGAUGCUCUCCUGGCCGAUCUUGAGAGCUCCGCCUCUCCUCUGGCCCGCUGCCCCGUCCUGUUGACCUCUGACCCUCCUGCCAACGCUGAUCCCCCACCCAACAGCGUCCAGGAAACCGCUCAGACCCGGCCUCCUCCGCCUGCGUACACACCCCAGCAGACUGUUUCUGCUGCGAUGAAGACAAACGGCUCUCAGAACCCGAACCCCGACAAACUCUACAGUACUGUCUGCAAGCCUCGCUCACCCCGCUCUCCAGAGCCUCCGGCCUUCUCCUCGUCCUCAGUGCUGGGAGGUGGUCUCAGUGAGCUGGAUCAUUUACUGCAGGAGCUCAACGCCACCCAGUUCAACAUCACAGAUGAAAUUCUGGCCCAGUUUCCCACCACUAAAAAGGAUGAGCGAGACAAACCACCAAAAUGUACUUCCUCCUCCAGCUCAGCGAAGCCCUCAGCCACCUCUGCUACACUGGAACUGGACAAACUAAUGGCGUCUCUGUCAGACUUCAGGGUGCAGAGCACGCCAACUGCGCCAGUCCAUGCAGUGGUCAGUCCCCCACAGCAGCCCGUGGCCCUUCCCACAGCCUCGUCUGGCGGCUCACUGGACAGCAUGCUGGGUCUUCUCCAGUCUGAUCUGAGCAGGCAGGGGGUGCCCACUUCCUCCAAGGGAAACUGCUCCGCCUGCCAGAAGCCGGUUGUUGGACAGGUGGUGACGGCCCUGGGCCGAGUUUGGCAUCCAGAGCACUUUGUGUGUUCCGAGUGCGAGUGUGAACUAGGAAACCGGAACUUCUUCGAGAAAGACGGCCGGCCGUACUGUGAGCCUGACUACUUCAGCCUGUACUCUCCUCACUGCGCACAGUGCAACAAGCCCAUUCUGAACAAAAUGGUCACCGCGCUGGAUAAGAAUUGGCAUCCCGAGUGCUUCUGCUGUGUGAAGUGUAACCGGACGUUUGGAGAUGAAGGGUUCCAUGAUCGUGAGGGGCAGCAGUACUGCCAGCAGUGCUUUUUGGCCCUUUUUGCCUCCCGCUGCCAAGGCUGUUCUCAGCCCAUCAUGGAGAAUUACAUCUCCGCCCUCAACGCACUGUGGCAUCCGCAGUGCUUUGUCUGCAGGGAGUGUUUCAGUCCGUUUGUGAAUGGAAGCUUCUUCGAGCACGAGGGCCAGCCGUUGUGUGAGGCACACUACCACCAGUCCCGUGGCAGCGUGUGCCAGGCGUGCAGGGAGCCCAUCCUGGGCCGCUGCGUCACGGCCAUGGGCGCCAAGUUCCAUCCUCACCACCUGGUGUGCAACUUCUGCCUGAAGCCACUCAGCAAGGGCUGUUUCAAGGAACAGGAGAACAAACCCUACUGCCACCCCUGCUUCCUCAAGCUCUUCGGCUGAGGAGGCCUGUGUGGUCGGUUGUGUAAUAGGGGCGAGAUUAGAGAAUAAAGGGAGGCAGAAUUUCUUUCAGCUCACAUUCAGGAUGUCCAGAAUACUCGAUUUAGGAAGGAGAGCCAAGCAAAUGGAGCCUAAAAGAGGCAGUGUCUGAAGUUUGCUUCUUUAGGUUUGCACUGGAGCUACGAGGCUAAUGUGACUCAAGUAAUGGAUGCUUAUGCCCAGGCGACUAGCACGGUGCCCGCUGCAGACCUGAAUCAUCACAUAAACCGGGUCGAACUGUAGUUUCUGACAUACUGAUAUCUAUAAAAAAGAAAACUAUAACUCAAGUUUAAAAGCUCUUAAAAAUAUAAAAGCAGUGUCAAAAUGUUUUAUGAUACUCUGUGUUCAGGAAAU
Messenger RNA from Pygocentrus nattereri (red-bellied piranha), 1977 nucleotides. It is a transcript of the gene pxna, whose product is annotated as paxillin a. Gene Ontology annotation, molecular function: muscle alpha-actinin binding; actin binding. The record is from RefSeq and is a predicted model, not a curated record. The transcript is spliced from 12 exons. NCBI's taxonomy places the organism in Eukaryota, Metazoa, Chordata, Actinopteri, Characiformes, Serrasalmidae. The coding region runs from base 154 to 1587 and encodes 477 amino acids. Gene Ontology annotation, biological process: muscle structure development; actin cytoskeleton organization. Gene Ontology annotation, cellular component: adherens junction; filamentous actin; stress fiber.